AUGGAUGCCCCCCCCUCAUUUGGAUGGAUUAAAUUCAAUACUAAUGGUGCCUUUGAUGACUUUUCUGGAGCAAAUGGUGCAGGGUAUGUGAUGCGGGACUUCUCAAGAAAAGCAACCUUUUGUGCUUACAUAGUCUUUGAGGUACAUUCUGCUGAAGAAGCUGAAGAAAGAGCCAUCUGGGCAGUACUGAAAAAAGCCUUGGAUCAACAGUUUACUCAUAUCAUCAUAGAGAGUGAUGCGAAAUCCCUUAUUAACCAAUUUUCAGCAGGAAAUUUUGAAGGGAAUUCACAUACCGAUGCUAUCUUUAAGGACAUCCAGCUCUUUUCGUCUAAAUUAGUUACUUGUAUUUUUAGUUUUCAACCUCGUUAUUGUAACUCUGUAGCUCAUGAGCUAGCUCUGUGGGCUAAACAAAAUAAUUAUACCAUGUACUGGUAUACCCCUCCUAUUUGGCUUCUACCAAUAGUUGAGGAGGACCAUUAG
This is a messenger RNA of Papaver somniferum (opium poppy), 480 nucleotides long. RefSeq lists its product as uncharacterized. The record is from RefSeq and is a predicted model, not a curated record. Gene Ontology annotation, molecular function: nucleic acid binding; RNA-DNA hybrid ribonuclease activity. Bases 1 to 480 code for a protein of 159 amino acids. The transcript has a single exon. NCBI's taxonomy places the organism in Eukaryota, Viridiplantae, Streptophyta, Magnoliopsida, Ranunculales, Papaveraceae.